This is a messenger RNA of Rhipicephalus microplus (southern cattle tick), 1604 nucleotides long. RefSeq lists its product as uncharacterized. Lineage: Eukaryota; Metazoa; Arthropoda; Arachnida; Ixodida; Ixodidae. The record is from RefSeq and is a predicted model, not a curated record.
UUCUGAAGUUCGGUCAAACUGGUAGGUGUUCUUUGGUGUUCUGUGGUCUGGUCCGCCGAAUAUGCACGGCAAUCUCUAUUUUUCACAGAGAGCGCGUAAAAAAUAGAGGUGCCAGAGAGUACCUUUGGUGCCGUACCUUCUCUUCGCGGACUUAGCUACAGCACCGAUUUUCGUAGGAAGAGGCUGAGCGACAGCGGUUUUGCCGGAGGCCGACGAAGUGGAUGCUUAACCAUCGAGGGAGAUCUUGUGGCUAAUACAGGAAUGGCACAAAAGAGAUGUCUUUGUGGUCAAGUGGCCAAUAUGGAUGCUGCAAGCCAGAUGCCAGGCUGGAAAGUGCGCCGGGAGGUGUCCAUACAGUGCAACUUGCUUCCUCCGCCUGCCCCUCCACUGAUAUCUUGUGACCCUGGAAGUGCAACGCUAUCGAGGGCAUCGAAUCUGAACGACUCGCAUCAUUUUCUGUCGAAGGAGGCAGUGGACCAGCAUAGUGGAGUGAGUGACACUUUCAAGAAAGUGAGCAGCAGCAGUGGGGCAACUGACAGCGCUGAAGAAGUGAGCAACAAUAGUGCAUCAACGGACAGAACUGAGAUAGUGGGCAGCUAUAGAGGAGCAACCGACAGUGUCAUGAAAGACAGCAACUCUAGUGGAGCAACGGACAGUGCCGAGAAAGUAAGCUACUAUAGUGGGGCAACUAACAGGGUCGAAAAAGUUAGCAACCAUAGUGAAGCAACUGACAAUGUAGAGAAAGUGAACAGCAAUAGUGGAGCAGUAAACAGUGCCAAGAAAGCGAGCAAUGUCAUUCAGCCUACAGCAAAAGGGAAGUGGCGAUUUUGCCAGCUGUGUCCUUUCAAAACGAAACUGGAGUAUGCAUUCAAGACCCACGUGUUGGCUCACAUAGGCAAUGAAUCCACCGAGUGCCCUAUCUGUUUAGCGAAAUUCACGAAGACACAUGACAUCUUUUCCCACAUGCAACAAGUGCAUUUAGUUGGAGAACUGUACAGGUGUGACCUGUGCCCAUGUAAAACACUCUACAAGAACGUCAUGGAAAAGCACAAGCGAGUUCAUGCAACAAACAAGUUAUAUACAUGUGACGUGUGCCCGUAUGUCAGUGUUCAUCGUUCUCGGAUGAACAAGCACAAGCUCACACACGCGGGUGCGAAGCCAUUCAUAUGUAAAAUGUGCCCUUUUGCCUGUGCCACACGGAGAACGCUGAGUAAACACAUGCUAAGGAUGCACCCUGAAUCAUAGAUUUCUCCAGGCACUUGCGUGUUUUACACUUGAGCUUUAAAGGAAUGAGCAGCGUGUGGCUCGAUUCUACGAAAAACGGAUCCUUUUGUUAGUACUGUGUACUGUACCUAAAAUCUGAUAAAUUUGGAGAGCCUUUCAACAGAUUAGUCCCUGAAUUCAACUGUCUGGUUUGGACUGGUACACAAGUGAUUUCGAAAGCUACCAAGUCAAUAGUCUAUCAAAUCAACAGAAAACCUUGCAACUCCAUCGAAACCCCAGUGGCUGUCGAGCAAUGGAAUCAAGAACUGUGGAAAUGUGCUCUCUUGUUCACAGCCUCCUCAAUUCAAUAUUGAAAAACUGAUUGAGUGCCGUGAAAUUAU